Molecule: messenger RNA, 4916 nt
Organism: Amoebophrya sp. A25
Lineage: Eukaryota; Dinophyceae; Syndiniales; Amoebophryaceae
Source: the annotation of a GenBank genome assembly
CAUUCAGAGUUUCGAAGGCAAUUUCGGUCAACGUUUGGCUUCGAGCUUGCUGGAGACCGGGAUGUGCUGGUGGAGGACCUGAGGGUGAAGGCCGUUGGGAACUUGAACAAGAAGGAAGAAGUACCAAAACCAAUAGUUCUUAAGGUUAUCGCUCAAAGGUUAUCGCUCAAGCAUGUCCUUACAGUAUCACCCUUGGUUCUUCUUUUUCUACUUGUGAAAAACGGACGACCAAGGAUGCACUCGGGGAUGCUAGCGCGGUAGCUCUAAAAUAGAUGAGUUUGAGCUGGCUCGUGCUUCUGGUUCUCCUAGUCGAACAACGGCUAAAGUAGGACAAAAUGACCAGCGUGAUCAUCCGCGUUGUGCCGCAGUGGAUCGGAUUUUCGACGUCCUAGAGAAGCGUUGGGUCACUGCUGGAGUGUAUUUCUUAUCCGUGCCCGAAGACUCGACGGCGUUUGUCGAGGAGCCAAAUGAUGAGACGUGGAGUCAGAUGGCUUCUAUGAUAGUAGGGCUGCAAGAUACGGGACGAAUAAAGCAAGAAGAAUCUUCAACGAGGCGGGAAGAUGACGCAGCGCUUUGCAAGAAAGUAAGGCUUGUUUUUCUCAAGGAGUAUAUGGGAUUCUUCUUGACGAGGAAGCGACUUGAGCAGCAGAGAACAAGUGCGGCUCUGUCAGAACAACAGGACUCGGGGAUCUUCCCUGUCCUUCAACCUGGGGACAUUAUAGCGGGACCAGCAUGGGUACUUGAUAAGACAACGACCUGUGUUUUGGAUGCAGCGUGUACAGCGAAGGUGUUGCCUGAUGGUAGUCUGGAUAUCACGGUGCUGCCUGAUAGUAGUAGUGGCACAAAGAGCACAGCGACCACUAAAGGGACUAAAAAUGGUACUACUACGCCCACCACUAAUUCUGCCGGAGCUGCAACCAGCCUUCAGGACAGCAUUUUGGCGUGGAGGAAAUACUUAUCAGCUCCCUCUCGGCUGCCUGAAGCUUUUGAUCCGAGCGGUAAGCCACUGAAGAAUGGGGAAGCUAGUGCUUCUAGGGAUGAAAGAAGACCAGGGGUACAGCUCCCAUCAUCUCCGUCUUCACGACUCCAUAAGAGCAGGAGGAAACAUGAGCAUCUAUCUUCUGACCCUGAACCUCCACCUACAGGCCCCGAUCCUGCGUCCCUAAGUGUCUACGUUACGGCUCGCCGAAAUUCAUCUUAAGAGGCAUGAUCUUUGACCCGUUUUAAAAGGGAAAACACAGCGAAGAUCACUUCCAAGGUGAAUUCGUGUGAGCUCUAACCGAAGCCAUCGCUUCAUGUCUGUAGCGGAGCAAGCUGGGCGUGUAUUGCAGCGGACGGCCGUCUCUGUGAACAUCAAAGAGCGUCUGGACUUUUCGUGUGCUAUCUUCUCGGCUGACGGAGGGCUAGUAGCGAAUGCACCACACGUGCCAGUUCAUCUAGGCGCGAUGGCGGAGACGGUGAAAGCGCAAUUGUGUAUACGGAGAGAGGAGCUGAGAUCAAUCCUAUCAUCAUCGACCAAGAAUGAUACUCAGAUUAAGGCUGGUUCUGGUAGUACUGCAGCUGUCAACAGCGUGCAUCCCUGUUCGUCCCUUUUUCAAUUAGCGGAAAGAGAAAAAAAAAAUGGGACUAAGGACAUCCUUUUCUUAAUUAGGGACCAUGGACGCAUCCCAGAGUGCCCAUGCAUCCAAGAGUGUCAAUCUAAUAGAAGAGACAUCCAGCUGGCAUGGGUUACGAACGACCCCUUCGCAGGCGGAUCGCAUCUGCCAGAUGUAACCGUUAUAACGCCAGUUUUUGUCAAUAACUCGACGUCUAUGAUGUCCUCCUCCAAGUCCAACGAGACGCAGACUGGAGAACAACGAGAGCUCCUAUUCUUCGUCGCCAACAGAGGUCAUCACGCAGAUAUAGGCGGCAUAGCUGCUGGAUCCAUGCCCAGCAAUAGCACACUGCUGUCUCAAGAAGGGAGUUUGUUGCGGUCUGAGAUUUUGGUUUCAGAAGGUGGCGAAUUCCAGGAACCAAGGAUGCGAGAACUCUUCUCAACAUCGAGAAACUUGGAGGAUGUUGUCAGUGACUUGAAGUUAAGAUGACUUUGAAGAAAUAGAUAGAUACAACAUGGGAAGUUUUACCUUAAACUCUACUAUGUAUCUUCUUUCCAGCUGUGUAUCAUGUCUAUAUUAAAGACCACUUUUUAGGGACUACUCUUCAACACACAUAUCUUCUUUGGCUGAGUAAGAGUGACUUUUUGGCUGACCUGGUCGUGCUCCUGGUUGUGUCGCGUGAGAAGCGCACUUUCUUGUUGCUCUAACCCUAGCGCAGGUUGCCGCGAACCAUAAAGCCAAAGCUCUACUGUUGGAGAUGCUGAACGACCGAGGGAGAAGGACAGUCCUAAACUACAUGGAAUGGGUACAACAGCAUGCUAGGCGCUGCGUCGAGGCCAUGCUACUGCAGAUGUGCAAGAAGUUUGGAAGGACAACCUUCGGUGCAGAGGAUUGUAUGGAUUGCGGGACGAAGAUCAAGUUGAAGGUGAGUAUCUUAACGACCAAUGAAGACACGACAACUGAAGGCCCAGAAUUGAAACGGCAACGGCGAAUUCAAGACGAAGAGCUAGUAAACGAGAAUGAUGGGAUGAGUGGGCACGAGAAAAAGCUACUUGGAAUGGAAAACAACAUCACGCAGGUGGAUUCUUCCGCUCCUCAGUCAUCGCACCUUCCAACGACGGCUUCUAGCAAAAAUGAGAAUAACCCUAGUACCCGUAAGAAUAUCCCUCGUAGUGCCGCUACAGCAAGUAACAAAAACAACCCUAGUACUUCUACCCACAACCAAAGUCUUGCUACCACCCAAAACCAAGGCCAAGGCCAGGUUCGAGCCAUCUUCGACUUCUCAGGCACUGGUGGUGAAAGGCCUGAGUCCAACAUCAACGCACCAAAAGCGAUUACCUCUGCAGCGAUCAUGUACUGCCUCAGAUGCCUUGUGCGUAUGGAUAUUCCGCUCAACUCCGGUUGCCUGCUACCAGUGGAGAUCAAACUACCGGAGAAGAGCCUGCUGAACCCCACUCUUAAGGCUACCUACUUCCAAGGAUACUAUUACUUAAGUACUCUCAAAGAGGAGGAACAACAAGAUGCGAGCGCGGUAGCUCUAACGCGCCUGGCCUUGCGGUCUGUGCGGGAAAUGUGACGACAUCAAUGCGCGUGACAGACGUCAUUUUAAAGGCUUUUCAUGCUCAAGCCGCGAGUCAGGGAUGCAUGAACAAUCUCAGUUUCGGGAUUUCAGCAGAGGAUGCUUCGGCGAAACGGUUUGGAUACUAUGUUAUGACGAACGACAUAUUAAUUGAAAUAGAAAUUAUGUAUAACAUCAAGUAAGUCAAGCGUGCAGUAGGCGGUUUUAUUACCAGUUGUUGUUUGUGAAAACAUGGCUCCUCCCAGCACGCUGCAGCUCUGUGGGUUAGUAGAGUAGUCUCUCUCGUCAAACCAUACAUUUUUACAACUCAAGUUCAAGUUCUUUGAUGAGUCAGCUUAUAGCCACAGUUGUUCCUCUCAUACCCAAAACCAUCGCCGGAGGCUCUGGAGCGGGACCUACAUGGCACGGAACUUCAGGAAAGCACGCUCACAUGACAAAUACACGGAUGACUGAUGUUGAUUAUGAGAAUCAAGAAUUGAGCGGUUGGAAUUUCGUCUAUCACCACUAGUUGAUUUUCGUAGAUGUUUCCGUAGAUGCUCUUCCAUCCCGUCUAUCACCACGACUUACUAGUAGAUUUUCGUAGAUGUUUCCGUAGAUGCUCGUCCAUCCUCAUCUAACUAGCAGUCCUCGAGUCUUCUUACCCUGUCGUGGUCCGCAAAUUUGGUUUACGCCCAAACAGCGGUGGUCAUGGAAAAUAUAGAGGUGGCGAUGGCGUCAUCCGAGAACUGGAAUUUCUCCAGGAUGGCAUAGAAUUAAGCUUAUUGACGCAAAGACGUUCCACCAGGCCGUUUGGACUCGCAGGUGGCGGAGAUGGGCAGAGUGGGAAACAAAUGCUCAUUAGUACCACAAAAAAUACUAGAGUACUUUCAGGUUGCGAACGUGUAGAAAUUACGGCUUCCCCCUAUGCAUCUCUGGAAGCAUCUUAGGCACUUUUUCAAGGGGAAAAGCGUCUCAAGAUGGUCUUCAAGAUGGAUUCGGGUGAGCUCUAAAGAAAACAUCAAAGCAGGUAGUGUGUUGCGGAUAGAGACUCCAGGAGGUGGUGGUUACGGAGUGCGGGCAGAUUCUCCUAUAGGAGAGGACAAAUCACAACUGCACUCACCUACUCGCCAACCAGCAAGAACGAAUUCUAUCGCUCUUUCAUCCUCGAAUGUGGAAUUUUGAAGAGUUUGGAUGUAGAGGUUUUAGUUUUUGUCCAUCACCGAUUUCUAUUCAAUAGGAAUAGCAUUGUUCUUCUUCAUCAAGAAUUUACCUUUUUUUUGCCGAAUGCGCUCGCUUGCGUGUAUUCUUAUAUCCUACCACCUUUCAUGAGGUCGGGUUUUUCAACACUAUAAUCAAGGUAACGAUCUUCGUAGGUUUUUACGAAGAUUAUGACCCCUACUUCUCCCCUUGCGGGAACCGUAUUGAUUCAAAGAAGCGUUUUAACGCUUUUGUUUUAGAUUUUUUACAGGAGACAAUCGAGAUUCUUGCGAAAUCUCGCAGAAGCAGUCGGGCGACAUUGAUGGCACACGCGGUAGGACACUGUCCUCUGUGUUUCAGAAACGAAGCAAGCAAGAUUACUGUUCAAAGCACAGAUGGAAAGAAGUAUUUACAUUUUCAUUUUGGCAUGAUGUUCAUGGUCUUAAUAUCAAAUAUAGACAGCAGCGACAAUUGUGUCGUGUUGGAAAGUCACGUAGCUUAGAAGACAGAAAAAUGGACUUCCCGGAUUUACAACGUGAAUGGCGUGCCCACGAAGGUGCGAGGCG